Salvia hispanica is the source of this 2202-nucleotide messenger RNA. Its product is annotated as protein KINASE OF THE OUTER CHLOROPLAST MEMBRANE 1-like. NCBI's taxonomy places the organism in Eukaryota, Viridiplantae, Streptophyta, Magnoliopsida, Lamiales, Lamiaceae. Gene Ontology annotation, biological process: protein phosphorylation. Gene Ontology annotation, molecular function: protein kinase activity; ATP binding. The record is from RefSeq and is a predicted model, not a curated record.
GUCUCAAACUGACUGCGACUUCUUCUUCUUCUUCCCCUCUGUGUGUUGUAUUUUUUUAAAAAUUUAUUUUAAAAUAAAAAUCCGAUCUUUCUGCUUUUCUCUGUAGCAAUUUUAUCUCUUCAGCAGUAUAAGUGAAGGGGGAUGGCUGAACAAAGCUCACCGGUAGUCCAUUUUGAUUUCGAGCUUUAUGAUGGCGAUCCUGACCGGUUGAAAACUGUUGACGCUACACCUGCGUUUCCCAGCUCGUAUAUUGAUCCCGCGUCUUUGAAACUCAAAUACAGGAUCGGACACGGCCUGUUUGGUGAUGUUUGGGUAGCAACGCAUCAUCGGUCCGGAAAGGACUAUGAUCAGUAUCAUGAGGUUGUGGUUAAGAUGUUGCAUUCGAUAAAGGAGGGUCACGAAAAUGAGUUUCUUCGUAGGUUCGAAGAAGUAUGGAGGAAUUCAAAGUCCCAAAACUUGCAAGGUGUCUGUUGGUUGCAUGGUAUCUGUGUCAUAUCCGGGAAGAUCUGCAUAGCAUUCAAAUCGUACGAGGGGUCAGUAGGUGACAGGAUGGCGCAGAUGAACGGAGGAAAGCUUUCAUUAUCUGAUGUUCUGAGGUAUGGUAUUGAAUUGGCUAAAGAAAUUCAACUACUGCACCAAAUAGGUCUCCUAGUUCUGAACCUUAAGCCGAACAAUUUCCUUCUUGAUGAACGCGACCAUGUUGUCCUUGGAGACUUUGGGAUCCCUUACUUGCUUCUCGGGAUUCCUUGGCGUGAUCCUCAAGUAGCUGUGAGACUCGGAAGCCCCAACUACAUGGCACCCGAACAAUGGCAACCCGGAGUGAGAGGUCCAAUAUCCUACGAGACUGAUUCGUGGGGAUUCGCCUGCAGCAUUAUCGAAAUGCUGACCGGCACUCCACCCUGGUUCGGGAGAUCCCCGGAGGAGAUGCACCAUUCAGUUGUAGUACGCCAAGAAAAGCCCCGCGUUCCAUGUGGCCUCCCUCCUGCAGUAGAAGAAGUCCUGAAAGGCUGUUUCGAGAAUGACUUUCGCAACCGGCCUCUAAUGUCAGACAUUCUACAAGCAUUUGAAAGCUCGCGAAAGGCUGUUAACAGCGACGGGUCGUGGAGUAACCAGGGGAGCAAUCUGAAUGUGAAUAAGCCACACUGCAGUGGCUAUACCACAUGGUUCCUUUCGAAAGAUCGCCUUCAGAUUGGUGACACAGUUCGUUCGAGGAAGGAUAUAAGCACGUGCAAGCCCGUUAGUUUGGUUGUGAAGGAAGGAGCUGUGGUCGGGCUCGAGAAGGAUGGCGAAAGGGAUGCAUUCGCACUGGUUCAAAUCCCUAGCAUGCACAAUCAGCUUAAGCUGAACGCCGUAACCAUAGAGAGGGUCACAUUCGGCUUUGCAUCGGGGGAUUGGGUGCAACUUAUAAAAGCAAACGAGCAGCACGCAUCUCUCGGGAUUUUGCACUACAUUCACCGCGAUGGAACUUCUGGCGCCGGCUUCUUGGGGCUGGAUACUCUAUGGAGGGGACAUUACUCCGAGCUCAGAGUCGUGGAGCCAUUCUCGGUCGGGCAGUUCGUGAGGCUGAAGGCCGACAUCGCCACGCCCCAAUUCGAGUGGCCUCAUAAACGGGGAGGCUCGUGGGCGAGUGGAAGAAUCUCGCGCGUUCUUCCAAACGGCUGCCUGGAGAUUGAAUUCCCGGGAAGGCUCGUCCUUGGAGACAACAAACACGCUCGUUUCUUGGCUAGCCCCGAGGAAGUGGAGCACGUCUCGUUGGACACGUGUCCCGGCCUUUCGGAGAAGUACGAACUGGCCGAAGAUUUUCACUGGGCGGUGCGGCCUCUGGCAAUCGCAUUCGGCGUGUUCACAGCCACGAAAAUAGGCACCUUUGUCGGAAGAAACGUCGUUGGAGGGCUACGGUAUAGAUGUCAAAGGAACCGGAAGCAGAUAGCCGACGCCGGCAAUCAAGAGGGCCAAAGUAAUAGCAACCCAGCUUGGCUCCCUCCAAAAGUUGCUAGUAUCAUCUUUAAAGAAGGCACCAGCAUAGCAAGUCCUCGUUGAUUAUCUUUGUCUAUAGGUUUGGUAUAUGUCUAAGAAUUCUGCCACACUUUUGUAUAUAUAUAUUGUAAAUUCUAAGUGAAAAUGUAUGUGUUUCACUAUGUAUAUACACAGAAAAACUGACUCAUUUGCAAAAAAUAUGCAAGCUGUAUUUGAUUUUUUUUA